GCAAUCUUCUUGUCACGUCAAAGGAAGAAAUCCGAAGCCAAAAAACCAGAGUCAAACAAAUCCAACCUUCAUUUUCUAAUCUAUAUAACUCUCUCACAUUCAUAUAUUUUUUCUCUAUAUUUUCCUGCUCCUGCCUGCAGAUCCAGUAUAUAGCUCACAAAGUGUGUAUGUUAAAUCCCAUUUCUUAGCUUGGAUUUCUUUACUUCCUCUAAUUAAACAUGGACGUUGAAUAUCAUGAGGAAUACAUAUAUAAUUCCAGAGGAGUGCAGAUUUUCACUUGCAGAUGGUUGCCUUUUUCAUCUCCAAAGGCCCUUGUUUUUCUGUGUCAUGGUUAUGGCAUGGAAUGCAGUAAUUUCAUGAAAGGCUGCGGGACAAGGCUGGCUAGUCAAGGAUAUGCCGUGUUUGGUAUGGAUUAUGAAGGCCACGGGCGGUCGAUGGGUGCUCGAUGUUACAUCAAAAGAUUUGACAACAUUGUCAAUGACUGCAGUGACCAUUUCAAAUCUAUUUGUGGGCAGGAAGAAUACAUGGGAAAAAGAAGAUUUUUAUAUGGGGAGUCAAUGGGAGGAGCAGUGUCUCUGUUAAUACACAAAAAAGAUCCUGCUUUCUGGCAUGGCGCUGUUCUUGUUGCUCCGAUGUGUAAGAUCUCUGAGAAGGUGAAGCCACACCCCCUGGUUAUAAGUCUUCUAACUCGGGUGGAAGACGUAAUACCGAAAUGGAAGAUAGUUCCUACAAAGGAUGUUAUUGAUUCGGCCUUCAAGGAUCCGAUUAAACGAGAAGAGAUACGAUGCAACCGGUUGAUAUACCAAGAGAAGCCAAGGUUGAAGACAGCUCUCGAAAUGCUCAGAACUAGCAUGAACCUUGAAGAGAGUUUGCAAGAGGUGACUUUGCCAUUCUUUGUGUUGCAUGGUGAAGCGGAUACAGUGACGGACCCGGAGGUGAGUAGGGCAUUGUACGAGAGGGCGAGUAGUACAGACAAGACCAUAAAACUAUAUUCCGGGAUGUGGCAUGGUUUGACGUCCGGUGAGCCAGAUAGCAACAUUGAGAUUGUCUUCUCUGACAUUGUAUCAUGGCUCGACAAGCGUUCUUCUUGUGAAGACAUGAAAUCAAUUCACCAAUCUAUCCUUGUUCCCGAGAAACUAAAUGUCACGGCGUCGCUGGUGACAUUAAAUGGGAAAAAGCAGCAUAAAACUAGGUCGCACAUGAAAUAUAUUUGUGGCUGGAAGAGCCGUGGUGCGUGCCAUGACUCUGCGAUGUAGUCCGCAGAGAAAUAAUGGAAAAUCCCUUAUUUUCUUAUUUGAAAUGUUCUCUGGUAACUUAUUUCAUUUACUCAAUGUGAACAGUAGUCCAAGAAUCGAAAUGAGAUAACAUUGCUUUCUUCUAUUGAAUAUACCAAUUGGAUUACUGAAAUCUUUAUCUACACAACCUGAAUACCAUACUAUGUACCGUUAGUGUUGAUUACUGGGAAUUGUUUCCUUGUGUUUA
This is a messenger RNA of Olea europaea var. sylvestris, 1482 nucleotides long. RefSeq names its product caffeoylshikimate esterase-like. Gene Ontology annotation, molecular function: lipase activity. NCBI's taxonomy places the organism in Eukaryota, Viridiplantae, Streptophyta, Magnoliopsida, Lamiales, Oleaceae. The transcript is spliced from 8 exons. The record is from RefSeq and is a predicted model, not a curated record. Bases 219 to 1256 code for a protein of 345 amino acids. Gene Ontology annotation, cellular component: membrane.